Drosophila elegans is the source of this 442-nucleotide messenger RNA. Its product is annotated as guanine nucleotide-binding protein subunit gamma-e. Gene Ontology annotation, biological process: phospholipase C-activating G protein-coupled receptor signaling pathway; sensory perception of taste. The record is from RefSeq and is a predicted model, not a curated record. Bases 220 to 438 code for a protein of 72 amino acids. Gene Ontology annotation, molecular function: G-protein beta-subunit binding. Gene Ontology annotation, cellular component: heterotrimeric G-protein complex. Lineage: Eukaryota; Metazoa; Arthropoda; Insecta; Diptera; Drosophilidae. The transcript has 3 exons.
AUCGCAGACCCGCAACACAUUGUAUUGCAUACUUUUUGGCGCGCUUCGAAAUAAACACACCAAUACUUCCACCAACAGGCAAUACACCAACACAGUCAGGCUCGGUUUCUGCGAGAGUGCGAGUGUGUGUGAGUGCUUCCUGAAGUCGCCCUUCCUGCGAAGCGACAAAAUUCAUCAACUCUUGUGUCUGGGGUGGUAUGUGGAUAAAUUUUAGCCGCCAUGGAUCCCAGUGCUCUACAAAACAUGGAUCGGGACGCAUUAAAGAAGCAAAUCGAGAAUAUGAAAUAUCAGGCCUCCAUGGAGCGCUGGCCGUUAUCUAAAUCCAUAGCAGAAAUGCGCUCGUUCAUCGAGGAGAACGAAAAGAACGAUCCGUUGAUCAAUGCGCCGGAUAAGAAGAACAAUCCGUGGGCCGAAAAGGGCAAAUGCGUUAUCAUGUAAUAUU